GAUGAAAUAGCACCACCAGAAGGAACCACUUACUUCGUACCGAUGAUGAGAGGAGAUGAAGCAACGGAACGGGGACUGAGUAUGUCCUCCGCCGCGCUCGAUGUUGGUGUCAACAACUUUGCCCUCUCUGCUGAGGCCGCUCGUCUUGAUGUCCAAGGAGAUGAAGUUGGUAUCUCCUACGGACGUCCAGCAGGCUCGAAGAAAGUGCUACAAGUAUGGGACCGUAAGAAAAAGCGUUUCGUCAACCCGGAAGUGGCUGCUGGGAAAGCCAAUGUGGCGCGCAUCAAGACAGAGAGUGGUGCCACCAUCCCUGCCUCCUACAAGACCGACAGAUACAAAAUGUGGCUGAAGAAGAGCAAGGUGGAUAUGGAGAGUAUGGGUAAUCAGGCAGAAGUGGAUGGGAGCGGUGAGACUGCAAACGCGUCAAAAACGACGAAGGCAGAAUCGAAAAAGCCAAAGGAUAAGUUCAUUAGCCUCUUUAACGCCCGCUAUGGGAGCGUGGUGGAGUUUAUGGAUUUGGAAGAUGACGGGAAUAUGAAUGGUACGUUCUUUAACCGACGCUCCGGCACGCAAUGGUCGAAGAAGAACAAGAGGGCCAAUCAUGAUAACGAGACCAAUAACACUACUACCAAAAAUGGUAAUAGAAGUGGGUUCAAGGUUGUGGGCACUAUGUCUCGGUUCCAUCGGACUCUGCAAAAUGCCACUAAGAGGAAGACUUUGGAGGAGACCAAAGAAAUAAAGCAAGCUAAGGGGAGUCGGACCUUUGGCCAGAUGCGAAAACCUGAACAGAUUCUUAAGCUACGACGUCGAAAGGAGAAACAAAAUCAAUUCAGACUGAGAAAUAAAGCAAAGAGGAGUGGUCGUGGCGGUGGUAGGAAGGAAAAGCAAAAACGUAAACGCUAG
Hydatigera taeniaeformis is the source of this 903-nucleotide messenger RNA. NCBI's taxonomy places the organism in Eukaryota, Metazoa, Platyhelminthes, Cestoda, Cyclophyllidea, Taeniidae. The record is from the annotation of a GenBank genome assembly.